AUGGACGAUUUCUCGGUUUCCGACUAUCGCAGUACAAUCAGUGCUCGGCCAACUUUCAACAGAACUGUUGGGUCAGCCAUGUCCAGUCCCGCUUACGGAACAAUGACAUCAUCCGGUGGCCGAAUCCUGAAAACAGUGACGGAAAUCGGUUCGUCUUCAAUACACAGUGGCGGACUGUCGCCAUUUGGCCAGAAUGCGGCAUCAACGAUACGUGAUACCCGUGAGCGCGAGAAGAAGGAAAUGAGUGACCUGAAUGACCGCCUCGCCUCCUACAUCGAAAAGGUGCGUUUCCUGGAAGCGCAAAACCGCAAACUGGCCGCCGAUCUGGAUUUGCUGCGUGGCCGCUGGGGAAAGGACUCCCUGAGCGUUCGCGCCAUGUAUGAAGGCGAGCUGCAGGAAGCACGUAAAGUGAUAAAUGAUACGAACAGCGAACGCGAAGAUUUGGAGAAGCAGAUCCGGAAACUGAUGGAUGAAUUGGCCGACUACAGAAGAAGAUACGAGGACGCUCUGAGAGCACAUCAAGUGGAUCGUGACCGCAUCGAUGAAUUGCUGACAAAGCUAUCGGGUCUGGAAGCAGAACUUAAUCUACUGCGACGACGUAUCAACAAUCUGGAGGAGGAAGUAAGCCGCAUCAAGAAAGACAACAUGUACUUUGUCAACGAACUCAACAAAGCACGAUCGGAACUGGAUCAGGAAACGCUGAAUCGUAUCGACUUCCAAAACCAGGUACAAACGCUGCUUGAAGAAAUCGACUUCAUGCGUCGUAUUUGCAACAUCAACCGUACCGACAUGGAAUCAUGGUACAAGCUCAAGGUGCAGGAAAUUCAAACCCAAUCAACGCGGCAAAACCUGGAGCAAGGUUAUGCGAAAGAGGAGGUGAAACGAUUGCGUGUGCAAUUGUCCGAGCUGCGCGGUAAAUUAGCCGACCUCGAAGGACGUAAUUCACUGUUGGAAAAACAGACUCAGGAGCUGAACUAUCAACUGGAGGAUGACCAACGCUCCUAUGAAGCGGCGCUGAACGACCGUGAUGCACAGAUCCGCAAGAUGCGCGAAGAAUGCCAAGCAUUGAUGCUCGAACUGCAAAUGCUUCUCGACACUAAGCAGACACUUGAUGCGGAGAUUGCAAUCUAUCGAAAGAUGCUGGAAGGCGAGGAGAAUCGCGCCGGCCUACGGCAACUUGUUGAACAAUACUUAGAGCAGAACAUUGAAGAUUUCUACUUGCGCUUUACACGCUAG
Molecule: messenger RNA, 1236 nt
Organism: Gongylonema pulchrum
Lineage: Eukaryota; Metazoa; Nematoda; Chromadorea; Rhabditida; Gongylonematidae
Source: the annotation of a GenBank genome assembly